UCCACACUGAUUUUCGCAGUAUGAUAUCAGUCUAUGCUCUCAAACUUCUUUUAAAGGGUUGGGAAUAUAGCUCAGGGAUAAGGUACUGCUUAGGUUAUAAAAGGCCCUGGUUCAACCAACUGGUACAACGACAACAAAAAGUCAAAAGGAGAUGGAUGACCUAGAUUCUACUGUAUGAAAUACGAGGGGGCAUGCAAGGAGAAGGUGUUGGGCCCGAGUGGGGGAUGGGAGUUCUUUAUUCUAUGAUGCAAUGGUGAUCUCAGGACAAACUGCCACUAGGCUGAAGAAAAUGCCCUGGCUGCUUGAAGAUCUGCUUGGGACCACAGAAGACAUGGGAUUCCUCUGGGGCCCACUAACACAAGCUCUAGCCUGCAGCCACUGUGGCCACUGCUGCCUCCACAGUCCAGGGUACCUGGUGGUACUUUUCUUAUUCGCUAUUUGGCAGAUUCAAAGAUGGCAACAGUGUGAGUCCUGGUGCUCUGGGGACAUGACGACAGUCAAGGGCCUGCCACUUCUGUAUGAUUUUGCUUUCUUCAGCCAUCUGCAGAAGCGAAAGUCCAAGGAGAAAGAAAAAAGAAAAGAGGGGCAAGGUGAGAGAGCCCAGUCAUCAUCUCUGGAUCCGGUGAAACCGUGCUGUCCUCCCAAAGAUGCUCCCAGGGGCGAUGGAAGCAGUGCAGGCCCGCCCCAGCCACCCUGUGGUUCUGAGAGCCUCUCAAAGGCCCCAGGGACAGCAUCGCAAACACUCUCACAGCCCUCAGGCUCCUUCGGCUCCUCCCCCGCCUUCCAGAUCCCUACCACCUUACCUGUCAGAAACAGGAAUGCACCAGAGAGCCGCCUGCAACACAGAAAAAGCCAGUUUUUCUAUGGUCCCCCCUCUCAGCACAGUGAGUCCCUGGAGACUAUCUUUCUGGGCUCAGACAGCUGCUCUCCCCUGAAGUUAUCUCUCUCUUCCGUCUUCAACAAGCCUCUUUGCCUGCCCAGGUACAAUCUCUUGUUUCUCCGCUACUGCUCCCCAACACAGCUUCCUACCCGUGAAGCCCACACUAGGGAAGACCUGGGAGGGAUGACCCCUGAUGCUCAGCUAGUUCGGCCUUCAUCUCCCUCUCCUGUCCCACCUGCAUCUCUCCGUCACAAGCCCUUGCCUGUGGACUACCAUGCAGACCUAUCUGGUGGUGAGGCAGACAAACCGGGGCUUACACAGGAGAGAGAGGUUCUUUGGGAGUCUGAUGAUCAAGCCCUGCACCCACAGCCGGAACUCCAAGGAAUCAGAGCCUCGAAGUGCUUGUCUUUAUCAGAGGCCUGCAGUGGAGAGGUAUGGCACCCCAGACUCCAUCAACAUAAUCCAGAAUCAUCCUCUAUCUCCCCGCUGAAUCCUUCUAGUCCUCUGGGAGUCCUGGCCAGGUUUGAGUCCCCACUGAGAACAAUGAAACAAAAUAAGCACCCAAAAGACUCUGAGCCAGCAAUGCCAGCUCCCAGUGCAAGCCCAGCUUUUCUACCAGAGCUCCGGAGAGUCAGCCCUAUAGGAGCCCUAUCUGGGUCUGAGGACCUCGGGGAAGGGGAAACCAGAGAACAAAAGGGGGAUCGUCAGCUCUCUGAGCCCCUGAUCCUGGCCCCUCACCAAGCCACAGUAUUCGUGAUGGAGCCUCGAGGAUCUAGUCCCCCCAACAUUCUAGCUGGGGAUGAAGCUCAGUGGGAAAUCACCGGAUGUAAAAAAAGACCCCAAGUUUCUGAACCCUCAGUUCUAGCCCCCUGCCAACCUCCAGCUUCUCUGUCAGAACCCCCGAAAGUCAGCCCUACAGGAGGACGUUCUGCUCCUAAGAACUUCCAGGAAGACAUGGGAUACAGAGAUACACCUCAGGUUAAAUCUGCAGUGCCAGCCCUCUACUCUCCCCCAGCCUCUUCCUCAAAAUUCCAGGAAAGGAAUCCCCCGGCAGAUUCACUUGGGUCCGAGCCCCAGUGGGGACACAGAGGAAACCCAGGAAAUCCCCAUGCCGCUGAGCUCCUCUCCUUGGACCUCAAUCCAGAACUCUAUGAAACCAGCCCUGUGUGUGUCCCAUCAGGAUCUGAGACUCCAAGGAAGGGCAUGCAGAGUAGAGAAGAUCUUGGGGUCUCUGCUGACUUAGUUUCAUCUUCCAGGCUUGCUAGCCUUCCCUCAGCCUCUCUGCGGCAGUCUCAGGAAAUGGGCCCCCAGAGGCUCCUGUCAGAGUCCAAAGCUUUGUGGGACACCAAGGGGCAGAAAAUGCACUUCCGGCUGCCUGAUUCCUCAGAGACAACUCAGAGAACACCUCUAGUCCCCCCUGUAGAACAACACAGAACUAAUACUGUGGGUGGCCUCCCUAGAUUAGAAACUACAGGGAAGGACUUUGAAGAUUCGAGGAAUUCCAAGGCUUCUGAGCCCCCAUCUGUGGCCCUCAGCCCAUCCCCUGUUCUUGUACUUGAACCUCCCAAAGUCAGGGUUCUGUCUGAUGAAGCCACAUGUGGAAAUAUACAAAGAAAAAAGAGCUCGUGGGUCUCCCAGCUCCCAGCUCCCAGCUUACUCCAAGACCUACAUGGAGCAACGCCUCUGGUUGUAUCUGACUCUGAGCCUGUCACAGGAGACAUGGAACAGAAAGAAAAUGACUGUGUCCCUGUGUCUCCAGUUGAAGGUCCCAGCUCACUUGCAAACUCUGUUACAGAGUCUCACAUAAACGAGACUUUUGGAGACAAGCCUGCCAGGGAAGGAGCAGAGCCAAGAGGGAAAUAUCAGGCCGCUGAACUCUCAGCUCCCAGCUCACUUUCUGCUUCUCUACCAGAGCCACACACUGACCUUAAAUUUUUGUAUAAAAAUGUGCAGCAAAACGAGGUCCCCUGGGUCCCUGGUCUUCCCAUAGGAGAUCUCCUACACCCAGUAUCCUGGCCUCCCAUCCUAGAUGAUGUUCUCGGGAUUGAGCCUGCCCAACAUGCCCUACAGGAAGGAGAAAUGUUUGCAGGGGCUAGGGCAGAGGCCCCAUCUUCCCAGGCUCAGGCCAUCCCAGUGGUGCUCACCCACCCUGAGGUCCCCACCUGGCAAUGGAGUAGGGAGCUGGAGCACAAACUGAAGAAACUGAAGCAGAACCCCGCUUUCAGAUCCCCUGGCCCGAGUCAACCAGCUUGCAGCUUCGAUCCCCUGAGUUCCACUCACCUAGACCCCCGCAGACUCCUUCCUUGGGCGCUGCAGAAAACCCACCCUCCCAAUCCGCACCUCCACUCUUCACAUCGUCAUCCCCUGAAUGCUCAGCUCAGAGCACCUCAGCCUGUCCAAGCCUCCCCUUGUCAUCACUUCCUCUCCUCUCAGGUGCCUCAGCCAGAAGCUUCUCACCAGGCAGAGCCAAGGUCUCACAAAGAGGAGAGAACAAAAGAGAAGGUGGUGGCUCAAAUCCCAUCCCACAUGCUAGGUUUUCACAAAAAGGCUGGUGAGAAGUGUCCAGAGGCGGGCAAGGCCUCGUACACUGAGGUUCCGGCCUCAGGCAAGAGACAAAACAAGCCUUUGGUCCUAUCUUUGACCAAAAAAAAAGAGAGUCCCAGAAAACCCAAAGCAACAGAAGGUUCACAAGGGAAGGCAAGACUGGGCUCACCCACAGUCAUGGGAAAGAGCCACAGGGAUCAGGCCCGGAGACCAGCAGAGGCCUCUAUGAGCACACUUCCUUGCAGGUCUCAGCAGCAGGCCCGGCCCUCUCAACACACUGCCCUUUCCCAGCCGCUUUUCAAGGCUGCCGGUGCUGAGGAGCAGAGAAGGGCAGGGCUGGUGCCUGGUGCCAUCAAGAACCCUCAGCAGAGGGUGCACUGCAAGCACUGCCCAUGGGCCCGCAUGGAGAGGCACCUCCCAACUGCUUCCCCACAGGCUCCCGUCACCAGGGAUCUCUGAAGGGUGUCAGCCAAGUUUCUGGGUCAUCAUGGAGCCUGCCAACAAAUUCCAGUCAGUUAGAGAAAAGUCUGGUAGCACUGACACUCGGUACCUCAUGACAUCAAGCUAAACCAGGUAGAAGAAGGGAGGAAGGAGAAAAUCCUAAUAAACCAGGUGAUUUACACAA
This is a messenger RNA of Cavia porcellus (domestic guinea pig), 4049 nucleotides long. It is a transcript of the gene Spata31g1, whose product is annotated as SPATA31 subfamily G member 1. The transcript is spliced from 2 exons. Bases 251 to 3883 code for a protein of 1210 amino acids. Lineage: Eukaryota; Metazoa; Chordata; Mammalia; Rodentia; Caviidae. The record is from RefSeq and is a predicted model, not a curated record.